AUGCACCCGGCGCUCGGCCACGCUCGCCCGCUCUCGUCCGCCUCCGCCUCCUCCGCGCCGCCCGCCGCCCGCCUGCAGCCCCUCUUCCUCCGGGGGAGCUCCGCGGGCGGCCCGACAGGCUCGGGCGACAGCGGCAGCAGCACCAGCCCCAGCCGCGGGGGCGGCGGCGGCGGCUCCCCGAGCAGCAGCACCGGCGCCGAGCGGGAGGACGACGACGAGAGCGUGAGCAUCAGCCGGCCGCUCGUGCGGGCCGCCGCCGCCGCGCUCCCGGGGCCCCCGGCGCAGGGGGGCCUCCCGCCCGCCGAGCCCGCGCCCGCCGCCGCCGCCACGCCCACCUCCUCGACCUCCUCGUCCUCCUCGUCCUGCUGCAGCAUGACCGCCGCCGACUUCGGCGCGGGCGCCGCGGCCGGGGCCGUCGGGGGCGCGGGGGGCGCGGGCGGCCCCGGGUCGGGCGGCGGAGGCGGCGGCGACUCGUGCUGCUCGUGCUGCGGCCGCCCCGCGCGCUCCGGACGCCGAGGUCGGCGCCGCGGCUGCGCGUCGGCUCCCGGGUGCCGCUGGGGCUACCAGGCGCUGUCGGUGGUGCUGCUGCUGGCGCAGGGCGGGCUGCUGGACCUGUACCUCAUCGCCGUCACCGACCUGUACUGGUGCUCCUGGAUCGCCACCGACCUGGUGGUGGUGGCGGGCUGGGCCAUCUUCUUCGCCAAGAACAGCCGCGGCCGUCGGGGCGGCGCGCGCGGCCACCCCGCGCUCCUGCAUCAGCACCAGCACCACCAGCAUCACCACGCGCCGCCCCCGCUGCACCUCCCCGCCGCCGCCGCCGCCGCCUCCUCCUCGGCGGCCGGGGCCAAGGCGCGCGGCGGCCGCGGGGACGGCGGCCCUGGGGCAGGGGCAGCGGCGGCGGCGGGCGAGUUCGCCUUCGCCUACUUGGCCUGGCUCAUCUACUCCAUCGCCUUCACGCCCAAAGUGGUGCUCAUCCUGGGCACGUCCAUCCUGGACCUGAUCGAGCUGCGCGCGCCCUUCGGCACCACGGGCUUCCGCCUCACCCUGGCGCUGUCCGUGCCGCUGCUCUACAGCCUGGUGCGUGCCAUCAGCGAGGCGGGCGCGCCGCCGGGCUCCGCGGGCCCGCUGCUCCUGCAGCCGCAGCGGCACGGCGCCGCGGGCUGCUUCCUGGGCACCUGCCUGGACCUGCUCGACAGCUUCACGCUGGUGGAGCUCAUGCUGGACGGCCGCGUGCCGCUCGCCGCGCACCUGCGCUACCUGCUGAUCGCCGUCUACUUCCUGACGCUUGCCUCCCCGGUGCUCUGGCUCUACGAGCUAAACGCCUCGGCCCUGGCGGCCACGUCCUCCUGGGGCCUGGCCUCCGGGCCCGGGAGCUGCAGCCGCCUGCUGCGCCUGCUGAGCGGCUGUCUAGUGGACGUGCCCUUGCUGGCGCUGCGCUGCCUCCUGGUGGUGAGCUACCAGCAGCCUCUGUCCAUCUUCAUGCUCAAGAACCUCUUCUUCCUAGGCUGUCGUGGCCUGGAGGCCCUGGAGGGCUGCUGGGACCGGGGGAGUCGGACCUCCCCAAGUCGGGCCAGGAGCGGCUACAGUGCUCCACCCUCCGCGCCUCCGCCGCCGCCGCCUCAGGGAGGCUCCCAGCGAGGCCAUUUGGAGAACGAGGGAGGCGCCCACGGCUAUGUCAACACCCUCGUUGUGGCUUCUCAGAAUUGAGGGGUCCAGGGGCAGGGGACCAUGCUUUUGGGUUGAGAGUUUCCAGCCACCUAGGCCUCUGACCUUCUGUCAUCCAGAUCUGAUCAGGAUUGGUUGGGACUGAGGCUGAGGGGCCACUGCAACCUUCUGCACCCCAAGGUGAACACUGCCUAGAAGGAGACCAGCAGUAUAUGGUGAGGGAAAUGGGUCCAUGCCCCCCCCCCUCCCCGCAGCCUUCUCCAGAGUCUUCCAAUCCUGACCUCCAGGGAGCUGGACAGCCACACCACCUGCUUUGCUUGCCUGCGUCCUGAACCCCCACCCUUUGUGGGGAGAACAGAGGAAAAGAUGUUCAGGUAGGGUGCCGGGCCUUGGGCC
Molecule: messenger RNA, 2061 nt
Organism: Jaculus jaculus (lesser Egyptian jerboa)
Lineage: Eukaryota; Metazoa; Chordata; Mammalia; Rodentia; Dipodidae
Gene: Tmem121b
Product: transmembrane protein 121B
Exons: 1
Coding region: 1-1707 (568 amino acids)
Source: RefSeq, a predicted model, not a curated record